This is a messenger RNA of Adelges cooleyi (spruce gall adelgid), 333 nucleotides long. RefSeq lists its product as uncharacterized. Lineage: Eukaryota; Metazoa; Arthropoda; Insecta; Hemiptera; Adelgidae. The transcript is spliced from 2 exons. The coding region runs from base 1 to 333 and encodes 110 amino acids. The record is from RefSeq and is a predicted model, not a curated record.
AUGUCUUUAAGUUUAAUUGAUAUAUUUACUUUUUGUAAGUGUACAAUUUCUUCAAGAAAUUUAAUUGAAGGGGAAUGUGUUUUGAAUGGUAAAAAAGUUAUUUUAUGUGGUAAAGUUGAAAAUGAAAAUAGUUCAACGAUUGCUACUAAAAGCUUAGUAUUACGUACAUCAUGUUUAUCAAGUAUGCCACACGAAGUGAAUUGCUCCUUCAAAACAAAACGUGAGCACGGAACUAAAAAAAUAAGCAUAGAAAGCACUUUGUGUACUUAUCCUGCAGGAGCGUCUGAGUGUUGUAAGCACAUUGUUGCAGUUCUCCUAUUCUUAAAUAAGUAA